GCUCAGGCUCCCAGAGUGCUGGGACUGGGGUAGGUACCAGCUUACUCACUCUAGGUCUUGCUUUCUAAUCCAGUCUGACAAUUGCUGGCUUCUCACUGGGGUGGUCAGACUCACACUUCAUAGCUGUGACACGGUCAGGUUAAUCCUGCCACCUGCUGUGGUUUUCUCAUUCUUCCACCUGUCCUCUUCCCCUUUCUCUCUCUUCUGCCUUCUUUUGCCUUAUUCGAGUGUUUUUUGUGAUUCAGUCUUUCUUGCUUUGCUGUGACCCUGUUUUAUUACUCUGCAGUCAUCUUAUGGUUUCAGUGCCUGUCUAACUGAUCCAGUCUGCCUUCCAGAGAUAGCCUAACAGGUCACCAAUAGAAUAAGAACCUCUAGACAGCAUGGCUGCAUUUCCUUCCUCCCAGGCUUUGUGUAAGUUUUGUUGUACAGUUACUUUGCCAUAUGUCAUAGACUCACACUACGUUGCUAGUCUUUGUUUAAUCAAUAACCUUUUAGAGAAGUUUAACUAAUAAGUAGAUGGCUGGGGCGUAGCUCAGGGGCCGAGCACUUGCUGAGUUUGCCGGAGGCCCUGCGCUCCACCCCCAGCACUGCAAAAAUAAAUAAAAAUAAAGAUAUAAUAAUAAAAGAGCAUUUUACAUGUGUGCCCACACAGUUACCGCCCAGGUGUGUAUUCUGUCCUGUGCCUUCCUUCUGGGCAGAGGUGGACUGUCCUCCUAGCCUCUGCCAAAGCAGGAUGGCAGUGGCAGGUCGUGUGUCCCCAAAGGACGCAUUUUCCGCACUGUCUGUGCUGCUCCGAGGUUCCCACUCUGCGCCCUGCGCCCUGGCCAUCCGGUCACGAUUCGUGCGGGUCGUUUUCCCGCGUCCCUUGCAUGUGGGCUGGCGGGUGUCUUGUGUGGGUGGCUGUCCAGUUGUCAUCACGCUUUGCUGCAUUUCUCCAGCCCUGCCUCCCUCGCCGUCUCUGGCUCCAUGAACCGUGCAACGGGCUUCCUGAGCUGCCCACGUCAGUGCCUCCAGGAGCUGCGUGCCGUGGAUUCCUCCCCUGUGCCCCGUUCCCUCCCACACUCACAGUGCGUGUUGUCCCAUGGUCUCGCCCGCUGUUCUCCAUUGGUGCGAGGUCACUCCCACCUCAGGAAGCUUAGUCUAGGCCUUGUUUUGCAUCCUCUGCGCUCUGUCUCAUACUGUCCCUCUCUCCCACCGUGGUUCAGUGACAGGGACAGGCUUCAUGGCCAGGACUGCUGAGGCCGACUCGUGGCUUUGUGAUUUCUUCCUCUGGUUGCAGUUGGAUCGAGCUCUUUCUUGCUGCCUGGCACCGACACGGUGAGGUGUGGAGUGGGUAUUUCUGGGUCCCUGUGAAGGCCUCGGAGCUGUGCUGGGAGCAGCUGACACUUGGGCCUUGCUCUCGUGGUAUGCCAGCUUCACGCACGGGAGGAGCUGUGCUCCCCCAGGGCAACUCACUGCUGGGACCAGGCUCUGUGUUGCACCUGUCGUGCCACAGUGUGAGCCACAGUGCCCCCUGGCACUGCCACCCCCAGCUGCCACUGCUGCCCCUGUCCUUCGGUCUCUGCCCCAGAUGCCUGGGUGACGGCUCUGCUGAGCUCUGGAGGGGGCUCCAGGCAGCCUGCUGCUGCUAUAGAAGAAUGCCCAAGGCAACGAACCCGGGAAGAUGAGGGCUAUCCUGACUCACAGACUCCGAGGUUUCAGUGCCUGUUUUCCUGGGCCUGAGGCAGUUCACGGAGGCGGAGCACCAGGCAGAGCUACACAAAACCCACAGGGCCGGAAGUGAAGAGAAAGUGGGGGUGCUAGGGUUCACUGUCCCCUUUGAGGACAGCUCCCCUAUGACCAGAAGACCCCCCAGCCCUGCUGUCAGGGCUCCCACCUCCUCUGGCCAGCAGGGAGCUGCACAUGUGGCCUUGGGGACACUCGGGGACCACAGGAGCAACUUCUGCAGGCCCCAGGCCUCUGAGGCCAGCUCUGUCCUUGCCAGUCUCUGGCCACCCCGGUCAGCCAGGACCCUCAGUGGCUCCUCUUCAGUCCCCUCCUGGCCACGUCCUGGGAGCUCCCUCCAGCUGGUGCCCUGGGCAAGUGUCUGCUAUGGACAGGGAGUCUGGGAGCCCCGAAAUGCCCACGUGGAUGUUGGAAUCCUGGUGCUCGGUGAAGGUGGAGGAGGUGGGGAGUUAGGGGAGAUGAAGUCCUUGGGAUGGGUCGGUGCCCAUGUACAGAGGCCUGGAGAACUUCCACGGCAAGAGCCAGGAGGCCCCCUAGACCCGGGCUCUGCACUGGCCUGGGCAUCUUGCAGUGGGAAACACAGGCUGCUGAGAACCCACAGACUAAGCCACUGUCUCUCAGGACCUCUGUACCCUGUGCCCCAUGCCCUAUGCCCUGGCCCCCUGCUGUUUCAUGCAUUUCCUCUUCCCCUUGUUAAAUCCAGCUUCUGCCACACUGCUUGCUGCAGACCUAAGCCCCUCAUGGCUGAAUCCUGACUCACUUUUGAAAAUUGUGAAGUGAAGCCAGGUGUGGUGAUGCACGCAUAUAAUCCCAGCACUUGCAAGGCUGAGGUAAGAGAAUAGCCACGAGUUUGAGGCCAGCCUGGGCUACAUAGUAAGCUCAAGGAUAGCCUGGACCACAGAGCAAGACCCUGUCUCCAGAAACAAAAACUGUGAAGUGAUACAAUAAGUGAAAGACAGGGCCGGGGAUUUAGCUCAGUGGUUCCGGCGCCUGCCUGGCAAGGGCAAGGUCCCAAUCCCGAGUUCCAUCCCUGGUACCAAAAAAAAAAAGGUGGAAAACAAAAGAAGAAACCAAAACCAAAACCAAAAAAACAAUAAAUAAGUGGAAAAGUUCAGAAGAGCAAGGGAGAAACACCCCAGAGCCCGUGGCCCCAUCCACCCUCCUCGAGCGGCUGGCCCUCACUGGCUCCUCCUGGGUGCUGAGGCUCCGGGCAGCCCUGUCACCUCUCCUGUGCUGCUGCACCGAGGCUGUGGGGCUGUGCGCUGUGGAUGGGACUCACCCUGGGACACAGGCUCUCACGGAGCCGUGGCUGGAGCCUGCACUGGGUGGCAGCUGCUCCUUCCCCACGAGAGGCGUCUGCGUUUGCGGGGCUUGGUCCUCCUUGCCAUGUGGCAUUGUCCCGGCCUCUGCCCCUUGAGUGUCUGUGGCCAGAUUCCCCAGUGGCCUUGCCAUGGCAGCCAGCCCAUUCCCAGGUAAGCACUGGUCCUGGGUCUGAGGACUCCAGCGUGAGUUUGGGCUGGGGGCACAGCGUCCACACACAAGUGGUCCAGCAGUUGCCCAGGCCAUGAGCAGGGACUCCUUGCACCCUGGAAAGUCUGUUGGGGACCAUGCUGUGCACAUCUUUUGUCUCUAGGGACUGGGACCCCCGAUAUCCUCCUGAGGCCUCUGCCCACUUUCCUGGCCAAAGUAGACACCUUGGCCCAGCUGACAAGGGCAUUUUGUGCCAGGGUGGCCGAGUGUCGCUUGUCCGGCCCUUGGGGACACUGCUUCUGCCUGGUCAAAGAGGGGCCCAGCUGGCCACGAUGCAGCCUCUGGGCCACCUGUCCCUGGCAGACAGACAGCCCUCAGGACCAUCUUGGGGAGGCUCGGCUGCACCUGCCUUGUGGGUCUUGCUGACCCUGGUAUAAGCACAGUGCCCUCCUGGCCUGGUGCACAGGCUGUCGGACACCCACAGCCUGCAGGAUGCGGUGGUUUUUCCAGAGACUACUGCAGCUGCAGCACUGCUGGCUCUGAGCCUUGAGUGCUGAGAAACCGUGGGACCAGCCUCUGUCCUCCGCCUGUGGAGCCCAGCCGAGGUGGCUGUGUGUGUGUGAGAACUGCAAGUCAGCAGCUGCCAUCCCCAUGCCGAGAAGGAAGCUGGGGCACAGAGAGGCAGGGCAGAGAGGGGCUCUCAGCCCAGCUUGUGUCCCGGCCCAGGCCGGAGCCGGCUGGAAGACAGCAGUCAGCUGAGCUUUGUAAAGACCAGGGCCCAGUGGGCAGCCUCCGGCCCUGCUGCUGCCCAGGGCUGUCUGCUCUGAGGGCCGAGCGGGGAGGAGGUGGAGGUGGAGGCAGAGGGGCUGCAAAACAAGGGAUGGCGCCUGUGCAGCCUCAGGUGGGUGUGGGGUCACACGGUGUAGAGUGGCGCAGUGCUCACACGCACGCAUGCGGGGUUCUGCCCAGUUGUGGUGCACACGUGCACACAGCACACGCAUGCACGCACAAGAACACACAAACUUUCUUGGGUACUCAGGGUUUGAGGCGCUCACUCUGGAACUCAGGCAACAUGUGCAGCCCUGACUUCCUGCACACCUUGCACCUGUGCCGUCCCAGCUGGCUCCACCUCCACCUCCACCUCCACCUCCACCUCCACCAACCAAACGGGCCAGCAGCAGAGCGCAGCUUCUGCAAUCUCCUGGGCCAGCUCUGCCUGGAAACAGCGAGGGUGCCGGGUGCCCCCUGCUGGUGGCCUUGUGUCUUGGUCUUGGGGCUGCAGCUGUGACCUCAGGGAGAGGGGACCCGAGCUGAGGUGAGGGACGGGGGUCUCCUGGGACCUGGGCUCUGGGAGGGGCGUCCAGCUGACCCCAGAGGCCCCAGGAUCCCUGAGUCCUGGAGGCCGCCCCGACCUCCUCUCUCCCGUCUCUCCGGGUGGAGGCUGUGCUCCAGACGCCCCAGCAGGGAGCCCAGCUGCAGGCCCGCCCAGGAUGGUGGCACCCCACACCCUGGCACCUGCCUGGGACCACUGGAGGCACCUGGUCGCCUGGCUCCCUCCACCUACUUUGCCCCCAUCUUGUUUCCCACCCCAGACCUGGCCAUGACCCAGCAGUGAUGUCCAAGCUGCUGUCCACAAGCCCCACAUGGGAUGGCCUGGCCCCACGAGGGCAUGGGUUCUGGCACGCUCUGCCCUGGGCCUGCCAUGGGGUUCCCUGCCAGGCAUGCAGAUUCCCAGCAGCUCAUGCAGGGCCCUGUGCCAUGUUCUGAGCAUGAGGUAUGUCUGGGGGGACCCAUAGCCCCUGGCAUUGCUGUGCCCCGGCAGCUGACCCACAGGCUGAAGAGCCAACUGAUGAACCAACUGUGACCACCAGGACCACAGCACCUUCUCCCAGCCCUGUCUUGCAGUGACAGCGCCCUCCCUGGGCCUGUGUCCCUCAACAGGAUCUGAGGUGACCUCCGGAAACUGGCCCCUCCUGUAUCCCUUCCCCUCCUGCAGGAUGCUCCACCCUGCAGCUCCUGCACCCCCUGGUGCUAGAGGUACAGGCUGGGCCAGGCGGUGGCCCUGCCACACAGGCUCAGAAGUACAAGAUGGGCAGUGCCACGUCUCCAUAACCUGCUGCCCGUGCUGAGGGUGAGUACUGAGGGCCAGUGUGGGUGGCCCCAGCCCAGGGUGGCCCCUCCCGGCUGGCCAGAGGGCUGGGUGGGAGAUGGGAGUGGACACGGCUUCCUCCCACAGCUGACAGCUGGAGGAAGUAGCUGCCCUAGGAUUCACGGGGCAGAGCAGUGGCCAGCAGGCCCAGCUGGGCAGGGUUUGAGAGGCUGCCGGUCCCCCUGGUGGCCUGAGCCUGUGCUGCAAGUGGGCUGAGGGUGCCUGGUCCCCUGGUGACUGCCUGGGCCCCACUGAAGGGACUAUCCCCCGCCCAGGGAGGGGCACUGGGGUUUCGUCACUGUCUGUGAAGUUUGCAGGCGCUAGCCGGGGAUGGCCUGUCGGGACAGGAGGGGCUCCAGGCUGUUGUGCCCAGUGCCUCAAGUGAGCCAGGAUCCCGUGUGGCCCCAGCUCCUGGGCCUCAGCCCUGCCUAACCUCCUUAAAUUCCAUCAACCUCUGGUCUCCAUUCUCACCCUAAAUUCCUUGCCUGAGGCCCCAGCACACCAUACCUGUCUUCCCAACCCAGCACCCCCUGCCCCCGGAGAUCACGGAGGCUCAGGAGUCCCAUAGGACCGACAGACACACACAGAGGUCCUGGCUCCACCUCGCCACCCCAUCCUCUCCGUGUGGUCGCCCUGGGCCUGCGGGCCUCCGGGCAGCUGGGUGCUGGGGACGGAGUGGGGUGCUCUCCACAACGGCCCAGCCCCGCAUCUGAGCCACACAGCUGUCCCCGUGGCUCUGGAAUUGAGGAGCCAGCGACAUCCUGGCCAGGUCUCGGGCUCCAGGUCCUGGUUCCUGCUCCCGUCACUUCCUGGAAGAGGCCAGCAGGAGGGUGGUGGUGCUGGACUUGUGCCUGAAACAGGAUCUGGCCAUAAACCCGCAGGGCGAGGCUGUGGCUGCACACUGACCCCCUGUGGACUUUCCUCCCGCCUGGCCCACAGCUGUUGCCAUUCCCAGGAACUGGCACCUUGUUUGUUCCUUGAGGAGCUGCUGGCAUCGCCUGCCUGAGCCCCGUACCCAACCACCUUCUUGGCAGCGGGCACAGGCAGCUUCUCCCCCAGCUUCCCCAAGCCUGGACGGGGCCCAGCCUCGCCCUGCUCAGUGCUGGUGUGCAUGAGUGCAUCGGAAAUCUUCCACUGCAAGCACCCUGGGCCCCCCAGUCCCUCUGGGGCAGGUGUGAGCUCCAAACCCUCCGCCCCUGCACAGAUCCCACUGGCUGGCAGGUGGGCCUGGUGCCCCUGCUCAGGGAGAGACGCAUCCGAGGUGUUGGGGUGCCCAUGUGCCUCUGCGGCCGUGCAGUUUCCACCCUGCCGGGCAAGAGCGUGAGCAUCGCAUGGCCCAGGAAGCUCAGCGCGAGGCUGAGGUGGCUUGAGCUGCCUGCAGCUCAUCCGUGUUCCUGCGUGGGAGCGAGACCACCGCAUCUGCCCCGACCUUAGCAGCCGUGAGCGUCCCAGGCAAAGGCCUCCUUCGGAAGACACUCGGGCUCAUCAGGCAGCCCACGCAGGCGCCGCAGAGCCCUUCGCAGUUCCUGUGAUCCCAGUGCGCCUGGCCGGGCGUCCUCCACGGCCCUGGGAGGCCGGUGUCGAGGGAACAGCCCCCUUCCGGGCAUGGGGCCUGGCAAGAGGAGGCUCGCAGAAACGCGUGGAACGCUGCUCUGCUCGCCGGCUCUUUGGCCCUUGUUCUGCUCACGGCAGUGUCCCCUGAAAGUGCCGGCUAGGCUCGUGCGGGGGUCGAGGUCACCCCUACACAGGAGCUGACGGCCCCGACACCUGCAGCGCAGCCACCCCUCCCCUCGGCCUCCCCAGUCACAGCCGGGCCACCGCCUGCCUCUGCUCAUUACCGAGAAAGAUUUUUCUCCCUGCAGAAGUAGUCUCAUUUUUUACUGUGAUGAAAUGCACCUGGUAUAAAGCAGCCCACCUUGGCACGGAGCCCAUCCACACUGCAGCCAGCACCGCCGUGCGCCUCCAGGGCUCCCUCAGCUCUGCCCCUCAGACCCCCACCCCUCCCAGCCCCCAGCCCAUCCCGCUCUGUCUCCGGCCCUGACCCUCUGGGGUGUCCUGUGAGUGGGGCCAUGCAGGACCUGUCUCUGGGGACUGGCCAGCUUAGUGCAGUGUCCUCGAGUCCGUCCAGGCUGUGGCAGGUGUCAGGCCUUCCUCCUCUUCAGGGCCGAAUGAUAUUCCACCAUGUGGCCGGAAUCCCGCCACUUCUGUUCGUCAGUUUGUGGAUGUCGCCUGGCUUUCUCCUCGUGGCUGUUGUGAAUCACAUGGCUGUGAACAGCGUGCAGUUCCCUGUCUGAGUCCUGGCUCUCAUGCUUUGGGGCCUGUACCCAUCACGGAAGUCUGCACCCUGUGUGGCUCCAUGCUGCACUCUGGUCCUCUGGACCUCACUGCCGCUUGUCACCUUCGGUGGCUGCUGGCUGUCUGAGUCCAUGGAGCAGUGAGGAGGUGCAAGCCCUGCACGCAGUUGUCACCCUUGUCUCCGUGGGCAGCCCCAGGUGUCCAGACCUUGCUGCGGGCUCCUGGGGCCAGGGUGUCGGUGGCCCUCAUGCCUCUGGGCUGGAUUCCCCGUCAGGGUGCAAGGCAUCUCCCCAACUCCAGUACUGGGCUGUGCUGGGCUCGGGCCCCGGCCCCCAGCUUCCACCCCCACCAGGGCCCGGCCCCUCCUCCCCAUGUGAUCAGAGUGACGGCUGCUGAGGGCUGGGACCCAGGUCAUGGCCUCGGUGCCCCUGUGGGCCCCGGGCCUCUCCAGCUUUGUCUGCAAUGGACACCACGGGCCCUGUCCAUUGUGUGAUGGCCAGGCCCCCCUCCCAGAGGCCAGCGCAGCCUUGUUUCCAUAUGAAGCUGGAGACCCGCACUCGGUCCCGGAAUACAGACUGCGGGUGGCAGCAGCAUCCCUCUCCCCUCGCCCCAGAGUCUCCACUCUCUGAGGCUGCCCUGACCCUACCAAGCAGCUACUCAGGAACUUGCGCUCGCCAGGCAGGCGGGGCGCCACUGAGCUAAGUCUCCAGCCCAGACAGUCUGCUUUUUGUUUUUGUGUUUGGGACAGAAUCUUGCCAUGUAUUCAGGUUGGACUUGAACUCACUACGUAGCCUAGGGUGACCUCAAGCUUGAGGUGAGCCUCCUGUCUCGGCCUCCAGGGUGCCGGGAUUAGAGGGGUGCACCUGCACACCUAGCAGACUGUGAGCAGCCCGUGGGAAGACAAUUCCGUACUCAGUUCUUUUUGUUGACUAGCAUAGCUUUCUGAACAGAAAGUGUUUCAUGUGCACAGGGCGUGUGCAGCAUGGACCUGGGUCAGGAAGGCAGCUCCGUCCCCUCAUCCUGUGCUGAGGACCCACGCUGGGGUCGAGGGGUGAUUGGGGUCCUGGUCCCCUCUCUGUGCUGGGCUCAGAUGGCGCCACCCUCGCUGGGGCUGAAGGGCUGAAUGAGCGCCCUGUGAGCCUUGGCUGCUGGCUGUCUCUGAGGAUCACUUUACAGCCUCUCUCCCCAGCCCUGCACGUGGGAAAUGAAAGCAAACAUCAACUUCGCGGGAAUGCCUGAUGGCUCGGAGCGACCCACGUCACAGCUGCGUGGCCCUGCAGUCACCGGCAUGUUGGUGGACAGCUGGGCAGCAGCAGCUUGGGCAGCGGAGUCUCUUCCCAGAACUGAGGCGAUACCGUGGCCCAGUGAUGUGGGCUGGACCCAGGCUGUGACUCAGUGGUUCCCCAGCCCCCCACCUCCGGGAGAGCCAGGUCUCUGGGAAUCUUUGUUCCCUCAGAGCUGGUGUCUGGGAGGCCGGAGGGGCUCUCGGCUUCCUUUUACCCAGGGCAGUGUCCCUGGUAAAAGGCUGGUCCUUCGGGCAGGUUUGGGGAAGAGCAGCAGGCUGCAUUUGCAGGCCUGUUGUGGGGCCCUUCUGGAGGGGCCCAUGUGUCCCCUGUCCCCCCUCCUGCCACGGAUGUACAGGGGGACAAGCAGGAGCCCUGCUGGCUGCUGUCUGGGGACCCCCGGGCAGGAGUCAGAGACAGCCAGGUUGGCUCCCAUCCUUGGCCACAAUUCCGGCCUGAGGUGCACAGGUCUGGCCUCUUCCCUCGUGUGCUGCCUGGGCCCAAGUUGGACACAGGGCCUCAGCCUCCGUGCUCCCCUCUGGGGCUGCCCAGACCUGGAGGGCUCAGCCUUCGAGGGCGCAGGUAGGGUCGGAGCAGGGGCUCCUUUGGCUCUGCCCCCAUGGUACCCCUGGGCCCCAGGUGUGGGUCCAGCUGCCCUGCACCCUCAGUCAGAGCACUGGCUCUUCCUCUGCCUGGCAGACCUGGGGCUGCAGUGCCACCUGUGUUCUCUGAGCCUGGGUCACUCCAGAUCCAAAUUCCCUGGGCUUCCAGCUCUGGGCUCAAGUGCGCCAGCUAGGCAGACAUGUCCCAGGUGGCAGAGUGUCCCGCCGACCCCCAUGGGUGCUGAGGGCUCUAAGCACAGAUCCGCGGCCUCUCUAUACACCGCCGCUCCCCAUGCUCUACAGCCGCUCGAGCCUGCAGUUGCUCUGCAGGAGGAAGCUUGUGAGUGGGGCCAUGGUGGGAGGGCGAGGGGCGUCCUUAGGGGUAAACUCUUAGCCCGUGAGGCCCAGCAGCUCCACACAGAGGAAGUGAGCCUGGUGCAUUGUAGAGGACUCCACAUGUUCGUGCACAGCAGUGUGAGUCACAGCCACCGGAAAUGGGGUCACCCAUGUGGCUCCCGUGUGUGCACAGACAACAGAAAUGUGGUUCCUGCACACAGUGGGUCCUCAUCAGCCACAGGAAGGAAGGGGUCCUGGUAUCGGAGGCCAUUGUAGUGAGGGGAAUGAGGACACGGAGGGGCAGAUGGGGAGCCCUAAGCAUCACUUUGUGCCACAGAGUGAAAUGGGGAUCCCAGGGCCUGGCCAGGAGGGACUGGGGGCUGGGUUGGUCUGAGGAUACGAACCUUGAGGUGGCCAGGAGGGAGAAUCCAGCACCCCAGCAUGGUGAGUGUGCUCAGAGGCAUUGUGCUGCAGCUUGGAACCUGGGAGAGCAGGUUUGAAGUGCUCACAGCACAACUGUGCUAUGUGUGGCUUUAGUCAUGGAGUGAGUUCCCUUUAGCACUAGUACACGAUGCAGAUACCACGCUGUGCACAUAAGUGUACACAGUAAGGAGAGGAAGUGGGUUUGUGAAGUGGAAGCCUUGUUUCUUAGGCUCCAUAGGCCACCCGUUCUGGCCUCCCCUGUGCCCCAGCUGUGUCCUUGUGCCCAGUCCCCUCAGUACCCAGGGUCACCACGGUGCCAACACCAUGACGUCGUGCUCUCUCCUGGCUGGGGGGCUGGGGAGACCCUGAGGUGGUCCCCUCUUGUCCGUGGUGCUGGGUGGCUGCGCCCAUCCCUCCACCGGCUGGAGCAGUGAUCUCUGGGGCGGGGAGGAGGGGCCGCGGCGACCCUGUCCGGGUCCCCGACCUGUGCUCCUGGCGUCUGGCGCACGGUGAGAGGCCGCGCGUCCACUUGGGGUCUCCGGCUGGCCCCGCCACACUCCCAGCCUAUGAGACGAGAUGGGCCCUUCGCGGGGAACGGAGGGGCACUGUGUCCUCAGGGAUGACGGGCUGGUGGAGCCCUGUGGGCAGGGGGGCGGUGGGGACAAAUUUCUUGCCCUCUGGCGGUUGGGGCCAGGUAGCUGGCUGAGCCCAGGCGUGUGCUGCACUGCGCCUGGGUGCUGGUCUCCGAGGUCAGCGGGUGACCGUUCUGCGGGGCCUGGCUCCGCGGGGCCUGUGGGGACAGCCUACGUGAACACGCAGGGUCCCCGGGAGCUGAGGGCCGUUGUGCUGGGGCCUCUGCCCACCCAGCGCAGGCUGAAGAGUUGUGCUGUCUCCUCGUCCUGCUCUCUGUGACGGCUCCUCUCUUAGGACCUUGGCACUGUGAAGGUGCUGGGGGGCAGGUGGAAGACCGCCCUGCCCGAGCGUGCUGGGGCUUCUCGCCAUCCAAGUCGCAGUCAUGCACUUCUGGCAAGAAUAUCGUGGGAGCCCCGUGCUGCCCUGCGUGGCGUUUUCCAUGGGCCGAGGUGCUGCCAUCGCCCACUGCUGGGGACGUGAGCCUCGGCCACCUGCCAGGUGGUGUCCAGUUCCUCCACAGCAAAGCUCCCGCUUCUCACUUCAUAACUAAGUAUUGUGGGGAAGAUGUUUUGAGUUUAUGCAAAUAGCUCGUUUCCCUUCAAACCCUUUAGCCCCUGAUUUUAAGAUCUUUCAGUAAAUAUUACCACAGCCAUCGUGCUCUGUGCAUCGAUGGUGAUUUUCUACCUCCCUCGUUUCUUCUGUAUUAAUUAGUUGAAAGUCUUCUAUAAAAUGAGCUGUUCCAUUUUCUUAUGUACUUACAUGAUCAUGUAUAUCACUGUGGAUUCAAGGGUAUUUACUUUAUUCUUUGGGUUGUCGUCCUGUGUUCUUUCUGCUUUGUUGCUCAGCUUGGCUGCUGGUGGCACAUCACCAAGCCUGGAGCAAUGCAGCUGGGGUCCUCGUGUAGCCCUGUCGUGUCUGAGCGCAUUGGGGUGAUCGUGUCACUUUCUGGUCCAGAGACUCAGCUACCGAAGGAGACCAGGCUCCCUCUGUUGGAGGACAGAGUCUGGAAACCCUGCUUGGGCGUUAAGUGUGGCAAUCGCUACCUGUGUCACUGCUUGUAGACCUUUUGGGGAUGCCAGAAAACACGUGUGCUUACUAACCCAUGUACACAUGCAUGUGCACCCCCCCCGCCAUAUCCCCCUGUGACGCAUCUGUAUACCCGUCUGUUUCUCUGUCAUCUAGGUAUCAUCUCCUUAUCCAUCAUCCACCUUUCUCUAUCAUCUCUCUGUCAGUCAGUCAUCGAUCAGUCACAUAGCUGUCAUCGAUCACUCAUCUACCAAUCAUCUAUUUAUAAUCUAUCAUUUACCUAUCAAUCAAUCUUCUAUCAAUCACCUAUUUAUAGAUCUAUAAUCUAUCAUCUAUUUGUCAAUCAUCUAUCAAUUAUCUAUCUAUCUAUCUAUCCAUCCAUCAUCUAUGCAGUGCUUAGUUUUGAAGCCAUGGGUUUGAGGAAUGCUUUGUUAUGCAGCAAUAGCUGCCUGAUGCACGUGGCUAGGACUUUCCAAAUGAUAUUUCCAGCCUCCCUGGUCAGAGGACUUCCUGAAAGGCCCUGUGAGGAGAUGGAGAGAGAGACGUUAUCUUUUUUCAGCUGUUUCAAGUCCCUCCAGCCUCAGGAUGACCCUUCCCUAGCCCACUCCACCACCCCAGCUCUGCCAUGCCCGCUGAAGGACUCUCUCCUCUGCUCCUGUCCCCAGCCCGGGGUGGAAGCUCUUCUGGUUGCUCACAGUGCUGGUGCUUCAGUGGUUUUGCUCGUCUGGCCUCCUGCACUGUGUCCAGAUCUCUGCAGCAGGUUCCCGUGUGAGGUGCUGGUGUGGCUUCCUGUCCCUGCUGGACAGCACUGGACAUGGGUGGGUUCCCCAGGCUGGCCACAGGCACAGAGGCUGCAGGAGUUGGAAAGCCCAGGAGACAGAAGCUCAGGGAGGAGGAAGCCACUUUAGUGGGACCUCCUGGAGCAGGGCUUGGGAGCCAACUGCAGCGCUGACUGCUCUGUUAGAAAGGGAGUGGGGUCUCCAGCCAUGACCUGCUACCUUAGAAACUAGGAAAGAAAAAGAGCAAAGCAGCCGAGUGAGGUGGUACAUGCUGGUAAUCCCAGCACUUGGGAGGCUGAGGCAAGAGGAUUGCCAUGAGUUCGAGGCCAGCAUGAACCACAUAGUGAGGCCCGGUCUCAAAAACAACCCCCCCCACAAAAAAAACCCCACCACCAUCACCACCAACAAAAAACAAAAUAAGAACAACAAAAACAAAGAAAAGGGCCAGGGAUUUAGCUCAGUGGUUCCACCGCCUGCUGCGCAAGUGCAAGGUCCUGAGUUUGAUCCCCGGUACCAGAAAAGAAAAAAAAAUCAACAUUAUUCAUCAUAUUAAGUGACUAAUGGCAAACCAGAUGGUCAUCUCAAUAAACAGAGAAAGCACACUUGAAGAAGUCCACACUCAUUCCUGAUAAACACGCUAAGCAAACUGAAACAGCAGGAAACUUCCUUCUUCAGAUAAGGUGCAUUAAAUAACUCUGCAGCUGGUACAUACCUGAAGACCUUCCAACCUCCUGAAACCAGGAGCAUGAGCAGGUGCCUACUUUCACCACUUCUAGUCAUUGCAGCGUGGACAUCAGCCAGCACACUCAGGGAGCAGGGCACAGGCUUGUGAUCCAGAACUCCGGGAGGCUGAGGCAGGAGGGUCGUAAGUUCAAGACCAGCCUAGGCAGCGUAGCAACUUUGCGAGACGCUGUCUCGAAAGACAGGAAGCUGGGAGGAGGGGUGUGCUGGGAAUGCAGCUCAAGUGAACAAAGUCAUCUGGACUGAAAAGGAAUGAAACUGUCUAUGUUCACAGAUAGUGUGGUUAUCUAUGUAGAAAACGGGAAUCUACAAACAGCUGCCAUCUUGGAGGGGUGAGUCUAUGGAGGCUGUAGGCGCUGUGAGACCAACAUGCAGAAAUCAGUUAUUCAAAAAUAGGCAAAGGCCGUGCAGGGACAUUUCUCCAGGCAAGGUAUGUGAGUGGCCAAGCACAUGCAGAGAUACUGAACAUCACUCAUCACUGGAAAAACGCAGAUCGAAGCCACAGCCAGACCCUGCACAUGCAGGGAGCCCACUCCAAACACUGGAAAUAACCAGCGUGCGUGAGGGGAGCCGAACUUUUUUUUUUUUAACAAGAUUUAAUGUACAUUUAUUCUUAACAUGUGGAACAUAUAAAGAUUUUAUGCCGAAUAAAUGAUAUUCCUUAAGCCAGAGGAAAAGGAGGACUUCACAUCAAAGUUUUUUCUUUUUUCUCUGUGCCAUCGGAGAUCGAACUCGGGACCUUGGGCUUGUGAGGCAGGCAGCGGCACCACUGAGCUAAAUCCCUGGGCCCUUUUUUCUCUUUUUUAAAACUACAUUAUCUUGAAAUACAAAUGUGGAUUCUCAUCACUGAAAAAUCUUUGAAGUUGUGUUUCUUCCUUUUAGCUGUAUUUUUUUGUUUUUGUCUGUACUAGUAACCAUUUUCUAAAUCAAUCCAUAUGC
Molecule: messenger RNA, 14401 nt
Organism: Heterocephalus glaber (naked mole-rat)
Lineage: Eukaryota; Metazoa; Chordata; Mammalia; Rodentia; Bathyergidae
Source: RefSeq, a predicted model, not a curated record